Molecule: messenger RNA, 1994 nt
Organism: Chenopodium quinoa (quinoa)
Lineage: Eukaryota; Viridiplantae; Streptophyta; Magnoliopsida; Caryophyllales; Amaranthaceae
Product: probable E3 ubiquitin ligase complex SCF subunit sconB
Exons: 8
Coding region: 313-1812 (499 amino acids)
Molecular function (GO): protein binding
Source: RefSeq, a predicted model, not a curated record
AUUCCCUUUUUUUUUUUUUUUGAAGGGAUUCUAGUUUGAUUCCUAUUUCAAAUUGGAUUAGACUUUGGAUUGAAUUCGAUUGACUUUCACCCCUAAUAAAAGCCGCAAUCACUCAACUCCUUCCUUUUUUUUUUUUUUUUUUUUUUUUUUUUUUUUUUUUUUUUUUUUUUUUUUAAUUCUCCCGCUCUAUUUCCCCCUAAUUAUAAACCCUCAAAAUCAAUUUCACCCAAUUCAAUCCAAUUCUCAACCCUUUUCUUCAAUCAAAUUCAAAAUUGAUUGCAAUUUCACAAACCAAAAAUAACCAGAAAAAAAAUGUCGGAAAUUUCAUCUUCGAAAAACGAUAUGAAUUCAUCGAGUUCAACAUCAAUUACAGACUUAGAUGUCGAUUCAUUGGUACAUUGUACAAAUUAUUUAAGCAUCCAAGACAUCUCAAACAUGGCUAUCACCUGCAAAUUCUUCCGAACUGCCACUGAUUCUGAUUCUAUUUGGCACCGUCUCUUCCGGGAGAAAUGGCCAAAGCACACAUUUAGUUUAAACUCUCAAGGAUCAACGACGAGGGAAGCUUAUUUAAGCAGGCGUGCGGCAGUGGGGAAGUUUAGCUUUGUUGAUCCUUUGGUUGCUGACUUCUAUACUGAUUCAAGACCUUUCAGUCAUGUAUUGUUAGGAAAAAAUGACAUCAUUUUUUCACAGGGAUCACUGGUACGCCUUCUGAAGAUUGAUGAUUUUGUAAAUGGUAAAGAAUGCCUGGUCACUUUAAGCGAUCAUAAUGCAAGGAUUACAUGCAUGAGGUUAUUUCCGAUCAGUGAGGCAUCUUUUAUUCGAAGUGAGGCACAAAACAAUGAAACUGUAUUAAUAACCUCAAGUUCUGAUCGCACCAUACGCCUUUGGUGGAAGGGUUCUUGCUUCCGAUGUUUUAGAGGUCAUAAUGGUCCUGUUUCUGCACUCUCAGAUAAAUUAUUGGGCGAUAAGGGUAGAAAAGUGCUUGCUAGUGGUGGAGAAGAUGGCACAGUUCGUCUGUGGUCUCUGAGUUCAAGUGGCAAACGUGGUCAGCAUGCCCUGAAUGUAACAUUACAUGGGCAUGAGAAACCAAUUAUAUUAUUGUCAGUUGCCGGGCACAAACCUUCGCUUUUGGUCAGUGUUGCAACAGAUUCAAAGAUCAGAGUGUGGGACUCUACCCUAGCAUCUGCAUCUCGGACAUCUAGUUGUGUGGGAAUGACCUCUGUGCUAGGCACUCCUGUCGGAAUCAAAUGCUUUGAGUCAAUGGUUUAUGUAGCUGCUGGUAACUCUGUUCAGGCAAUAGAUUUGAGAACAAUGAAGAAGGCUUUUACUGCUGCUGUUUGUCAACCAGAGUUUUAUUCAUUUGAGAUGCUGCCUUCCAGAUCAUUGAUCUGUACUGGCGGAAAAAACAAAGCUUUGUUAUGGGAUGUCCGGAAAAGCCAAGAUGGUUUAAAUUCAAGGCCGGUAGUUGAGAUGGAGGGUCACAAUGGUCCAGUUACACAUGUAUAUGUGGACCCAUACAAGAUAGUUACUGGUGGUCCUGAUGACUUUUUCACUAACAUUUGGGACGUUGACACUGGUGCUCUCACUAAUACCUUGAUUUGCAGUCCUUCGGAGCUAUCUUGUUCUAGGAUAGGAUGUAAUUCAAUGGCCGCUGAUGGGUGUCGAAUCGUUACUGCCUGUUCUGGGGAGAAUGGACUUUUACGCUUCCGAGACUUCAGCAAUGCUUCUAGCUCUGUCUCUUCAUACAAGGAUGCUGUGUCUUCCAGAUUUUGGAAUUCGAACUCCUACAGUGAUUCGGAUUCUGAUAUGUAAAAUUUCACCUUGUGCAUUACAAUGUAUGUUAUUAUUCGAUUGUAAGUUUGUAACUAGCAUUCUUCAUUAUUUGGCUAAAUGCAAAAGGAUUCUCGUUUUAUUUUGUUUGCUUCUUUGUUAUUAUUAUUAAAUUACUGAUGGUUCAACAUCAUUGCUGAAAGAGAAAAGCACAGUGUUUUUUU